AUGUUGAAGUGGAUAAAAGGUGGGAUUUCUGCAGUCACCGGUAUGGCUGAACCUGAAUACGGGAAAGAUUACAUUCAUAGUGUUGCUGAUAGGGUAAAAAAUAGGCAGCCUUACAGAGCAACCACUCGUGAAGAUUUCUUUUGGCAAGCUCCUGACCACACAAACGUUGAAACAGUUACUUUUUAUUUCAGUGACUUGAAAACUGGUAUUUUUGGUUUUGCUCAGAUUAUUCACUCGAACAUAAUUGGUUUGCAUACUGCAUCUCAAUUUACCUUCAGAAUUUUUGAUUCGAAGAACCCAGAUGAUUUGAAUAUCUGGACGUCUACCAAGUUGGAAAAUUUUUACAUCAAAGAUGCAAAUUUUUACGCUGAUAAUCUUUCUGUUGAAUUGAGUGAAGACGGUGAAAGCUAUCACAUUCAAUCCAGUGUUUGCGAUUUAUCUGUCAUUGACUUACAUAUUAGAAGAUUAACACCUGGAGCUAAGGUUGGCGAUGAUCCUGCCACUUAUUAUGGUAAUAACAUCGAUGAACCUUGGGGUAGCAUGAGACACGUUUUCUGGCCAAGAAAUGCUUGUCACGGUACUAUCAAAGUUAAGAAAGAAGUCAUUUCAGAAUCUGAUGAUCAAGAAAGCACAGCCGAUGAGGAUGAUAAUGAUGAUGAAGAAGAAUCUAGUGAUUCUGAAGAGGAGUCUGGCAGUGAGGAAGAAAGUGACAGUGAAGAGGAAAGUGACAGUGAGGACCUUGAGGUUGUCUAUGAAGACCGUACUAUUAUCUUUAAGGAAGAAGAUCCUGCAAUUUCUACCUUUAUAAUGGCUUUUCAAGGCAUGAAGCCUCAUCACGCAGCUAAGGCAUGGAACUUCAUGUUUUUUCAUUCAGAAAAGUACUCUGCGGUAUUGAUGGAAUUUACCACACCAAAAUCAUACGCCAACACUAAAAUUUCUGCUGGUAUAAUCACCGACGAUAAGGAAAUUUUAGCAGUGACAACUGACAACACUGUUGAACACUUAAAUGCAGAGAUUGAUUCUGUAGGUUGGAAAGUUCCAAAAGACAUCAAAGUCACCUUCAAAGGUAUCAAUACUAAAAUCAAGGAUGAACAAUUAGAGUCGGGGGACAGCGCUAACCAAGAUGAAAAAGCAGAGGAUGAGAAGGAGGAGGAAGAGGAAGAGGAAGAGGAAGAAGAAUAUAAAAACGUUGCGGAAGAGUAUAAGAUUAACGCUGUUGUGGAAGGCCCAUUGGAUAACUUAGUCGAAAGAAUUGAUGUGAUGGGCGAAAUUCCAAGCUUCGUUAAGAAUAUUGUCUCUGGUGUUGCCGGUACUAAGCCAUUCAUUUACCAGUAUGCUGACCCAAAGAACUCUACUUUACAAAUAAAUGGUGGUGAGAAAGUUCACGGUGUAUCUUGGACAGAAGUAACCUUCAUUUCUGAAUCGGAUGUAAUAAGUGAAGAAUCUUACAAUGAAGCAUGA
Messenger RNA from Saccharomyces mikatae IFO 1815, 1461 nucleotides. RefSeq names its product Svf1p (gene SVF1). The transcript has a single exon. Gene Ontology annotation, biological process: response to oxidative stress. Lineage: Eukaryota; Fungi; Ascomycota; Saccharomycetes; Saccharomycetales; Saccharomycetaceae. The record is from RefSeq and is a predicted model, not a curated record. The coding region runs from base 1 to 1461 and encodes 486 amino acids. Gene Ontology annotation, cellular component: cytoplasm.